Molecule: messenger RNA, 531 nt
Organism: Emiliania huxleyi CCMP1516
Lineage: Eukaryota; Haptophyta; Isochrysidales; Noelaerhabdaceae
Exons: 2
Biological process (GO): positive regulation of autophagy; negative regulation of TORC1 signaling
Cellular component (GO): GATOR1 complex
Molecular function (GO): GTPase activator activity
Source: RefSeq, a predicted model, not a curated record
AUGGCGUCCGCGGCAAAGCUCGCUGAGCUUGCGCUCCACACCGCAGAGCAGUCGGAGGAGGAGCUGCUGCUCUCACAGGAGCGGCUAGAUGACAUGCGCAUAUCGCGCGGCGCGUACGUUGAGGUACGCGCUGUAAGCGACGCAGGCAUCUCGCCGCCGGCCGGCUCACCCUCUGGCAGCGCGUCUCCAUCGUCGUCGUCGCCGACGGGUCCGGCGACGGCCGCGGCGACUGGCGGCGCCGAGGAUCGCGGCGCUCUCGUUUUACGCGUCGGCUCUGCGGCGCCCGGCAAGGGCUCCCAGGGCGUCUCGCUCCUCGCGGCAACGGCGUCGCUCUUUGGCCUCUCUUCGCGGCAGAGUGUCGAGGUCAUUGUGGUGCCGGCGGCGGCGGCGGAGCUCGAGUGGGUCGAGAUGGUGUUUCGCGACCAGUAUCUCUCGCGCGGCGACAUCUGGUACUGGAUGCAGCAGCUGCGCGCGUCCAGCCCGAACGUCUACCUGCGCAAGGUCUUUGGCCACGCUGGCGCGCGCGUCGAG